Molecule: messenger RNA, 4569 nt
Organism: Chanos chanos (milkfish)
Lineage: Eukaryota; Metazoa; Chordata; Actinopteri; Gonorynchiformes; Chanidae
Product: cholesterol 7-desaturase
Exons: 8
Coding region: 136-1518 (460 amino acids)
Biological process (GO): cholesterol metabolic process
Cellular component (GO): cytoplasm
Molecular function (GO): oxidoreductase activity; 2 iron, 2 sulfur cluster binding
Source: RefSeq, a predicted model, not a curated record
ACUAGUUCUUAUGUUCACUGAUCACAAUAAUAGCCUGCAACGGUGACAGUGCGACAGAGGGUGGCACAGUGUCAGGCUGGGAAGUUAAGAAAGCACAGAUCGUUUUUACGUUACGCUAAUUAAAACAAGCAGAAUAUGGAGAGUUAUUCUAAUUCUUUCUUUGUCAAAAUAAUUGCUGUGGUCGUAAUCAGUGUGACAGCAGCAGUGGUCAUGCACGUGCAGGAUCCAUCUGACACUCUCAUCGGUGGCGGAUACCCAGAGCUAUGGAGGAAAGCCGGACUGGCUGGAGCGCCUGCUCGGGCAGCAGUCUGUAUAUUUACAGGGGUUUUCCUGCUUGCGAUGGGGUGGCUGUAUAGAUUGUUGUUCGCGCCUCUAGAGCUUCUCCGGACGCCUGAUGAAGUUGGAUACAUAGCAGAAGAUGGUCGGUCCCGUGCCCAAGCCGCCAAUGAAGUGCGUCGGAGACGGAAGACAGGGGAGCUGCCUCCCAUUUAUCCAAACGGCUGGUAUCGGGUCUUAGAUUCACAUAUGCUGGAACGUGGGGAUGUUAAGAAUGUCACUAUUUUGGGGGAGCAGGUUGCUGUGUUUCGGGGACAGGAUGGGAAAGCUUUUGUGGUAGAUGCUUAUUGCCCCCACCUGGGGGCCAAUUUGGCUGUGGGUGGACGAGUGGUGGGCGGAUGCAUAGAAUGUCCCUUCCACGGAUGGCAGUUCCGUGGAGAGGAUGGCAAGUGUGUUAAGAUCCCAUAUUCAGAGAAAGUGCCUGAGUUUGCUAAGGUGCGCUGCUGGCCCAGCUGUGAGGUAAAUGGACAGAUUCUGGUGUGGUUCCAUUGUGAUGGAUUGGAGCCAACUUGGAAAGUACCAGAACAAAAGGAGAUCACGAACGGGCAAUGGGUGUACCGUGGACGCACCGAGCACUUCAUCAAUGCACACAUUGAGGAGAUUCCUGAAAAUGCAGCAGACAUUGCACACUUGGCUCAUUUACAUACGCCAGGCAUUGUGAGUGGCGUUGAUCUCCGCUAUACCAACAGCAAGACAUGGGAGUUCGUACGGCAUGACUGGAAGGUUGAGUGGAGGCCAGAGCCUGAGCCCAAUAAGCACUGCUCCCAGAUGCUCGUGAAACAUGCACUUACUAUAUUUGGUCGUCACUGGCAACUACUGGACCUUGAUGUGGUGGCUAGACAGGUGGGUCCCGGAGUGGUCUUCCUGCAGUUUGAGCACAAUUUUCUGGGUCGUGGGGUGAUGAUGCACUGUGUGACGCCCGUGGAGCCCCUGCUUCAGUGUGUCUCUCACACCAUCUUUUACCAAAGAAACAUUCCUCCACUCAUCCCCAAGUUCAUCCUGAGAGCAGAGUGUAUCCAGUUUGAACGUGAUGUGAUGAUCUGGAACAAUAAGACGUACAUCUCCAAGCCGAUGCUUGUGAAGGAGGACUCUGCCAUUCAGAAGCACCGCCGCUGGUUUGCCCAGUUCUACAGUGAGAAUAGCCCUAGACUGCGCUAUCAGCACGACUCACUUGACUUUUAACCACGCAAAUCUGAGCAAAAGACCUUUUCCUACACUUUAAACACUGGAUGAAGCUUUCGACCAUGAUGCUGAAGAAGAUGAACUCAAAUCAAGUCUUGAAACCUUGAAACCCCUGUUGGGUGACUAUCCCGGUGAAUCAUAUGAAGGUAUAGACUUUUGUGAAGGUAGAGAGAUGUUAUAUAAAUAACUUUGAGGACCAAUCUGUCCACGCUGAAGUGCCUGGGAAGUGAAUAAGUUGGAGAUCUGACUGAGAAGCAACUGUCCCUUCCGCGCAAUUUAGUGGGGCUAGAGCAUAACUCAGCUAUGGGGAUUCAGUACUUCACUGACUAAAGAGCCCUUCAAGCUAAUGCAAGCAAUACAAAGUUAAUUCGCCAAAAUUGCCUACACUCAUGCUGAAGCAGCGAGUUUUCGAGACACUGUGAGUUAAGCUGUCAAAGAAAGAAACUGAAGUUCUUCGUUAAGCUCUGCUCUGUGUCUUUAAUACUGUUCGCUAACAUUUAGUAACCUAUAGAAGACAUGUUGUAUGCACAUAUAUAUUUACUGGCAAGUACAAUAUACACGGUAUUCAUUUUUCGGGAGAAUUGUUUAUUAUGUUGUCUACGUGUGUGUGUGUGUGUGUGUGUGUGUGUGUGUGUGUGUGGAGCAUAUAUAUGUGGAGGAUUUUUUUUCUUGUGUUUUUAGCACUGUGCUUUGAAUCUGUUUAUUAGCACUAUUUGGGACCACCUUAAGAGAAAGCAGUAUAAACCUUAAUGUUCAAAGUAGUUUGUAUUUCAAGACUAGGGUUACACCCUUCCUCUUUUACAGUUUCAGUCCUGUUUGCACAUCUGCACCUUACCCUUGAGUUUUGUUGUUGAUUUACCAUGAGUGCUGAUAAUGAUUCAUCACGAUAAGAGUUAUUCAGAUACAGUUUAUCAGAAAUAUGGUGUAGCAACAUUUAAAUAUAUAAAAUUCAGUUAAAAGCAUGUGCAACACAUUCUACAAAAAAUAAAGUUCCAAUCUGCAAGAGUCCAAUUACACAUAAACCAGACCACUCUCACAAUCUGCCCAUCUAACAUCUUUUGGUAGAUCCAAACUCAAACUGAUUUAAAAGUUUUGUCUAGAUUUGAAAUAGAUUAAAUGUGAAAGAUUAAAUUUUUGAUUGGGAAGACAUGUUCUUUGGUGACCCGUGUCCAACAGACACCAAAGCCAUGUGGACUCCCUUAAGGAAGAAGAAGAAUAAACAGAAGAAGAGGAGGAAGAAGAAAAUUGAAUAAAAGCAAUAGGUUUUCUGUAUGGCUUCAACAUGCCGGCAUGGCCAACGUGCUAGUCUUUGUCAGUUUUAAGAUUCUAUAUCAUAGCAAGGCAUGCUAAGUUAUUGGCUACCUUGAUUUUGCAUAUUUCAGUCCUAAUCAGCUUCUUCACAGCAGGUCAUGUAAAGACAUUUGACAAUGGAAUCAUGGCUUUGCGUGGAACUGACCAAUGAAUGACCAUCUAAAGUUAAGUGAUAAAUUCGUGGUUUCUAGCAAGUUCUGCAAGUGGCUGGUGUUUUUCUCCUAAAGUCACGCUGAGCUGUCUAAGAGUGUUAAGGGGAACUCCUAAAUCUGUAAUGAUUUUCAAGUGUUUUUUUUUAAGUAAAAAUACCUUUCGGAAGAAGUUUGCAAAUGAAUGAUGCACUUUAAGAUGUCACCUAUGAACAUCUCAAGCCUAAAAUGCUUUAUUAUGAGGCCCUGCUCAGUUAGCUUCUGUUUUCAAAAUGAGUGCCGCCUAAGUAUGGAAAAGUACUUCCUUAUUCACACUAAACCUAGUACUGUACAUUAGUUCGCAGAUUUUUCUACACCACAAAUGUAGAUGGCAGUGGUUGAUGUUAAACGCACCAAAUUAUAUUACAAUAGCAAACCCAGGAGUUAAAGAUGUAUAAUUAAUCCACGUUUAUCUUCAGUACUCUUUAUUAUUCAUUGGUGUGUGUUGACAUUCAUAGUUGUACCUUGGGCAAUACUUCUGUUAUGCUCAGGUGGUGUGCUGUUUCACAUUCCCUGCCUGUGCAACUCUGUGCGUUCAUUUGUCCAAACACUGUGCUAAUAGCUUAUUUAUGUAGGCACUGAUAACCUAAUCUGAUGUCUAACAGUGGAUUUGAAGAGGUUUUACAGAAUUGGUCUGACCAAGCUUACAUGAUGUGUUUGCUCUUAUUUGCAGUUUUGUUCUAAUGCAUUUUCGAUGUUCUUUGAUUACGCAGUGGAACCAUGUAAAAAGGGUGUCAUAAAAGUUUGAUGUAUGUUCUAUGACUACAUGGAGAUAGAUUUCAUGUUAUUAACAGAUUGUGAAACUUUUUAAACUGAAUGUCAGUGAAAAGUCACAUCGGAGUUUGCUGACAGUUGCUGUCGGUGUUCCAAAAUGUUUUAGCUGAGCUGAUCUGACAUUAUUUGUCCUGACUAGAAUAUGAUGUGUCAGAUGUAUGUGUGACAGGUUAUGACUGGAACAAAAUUCUUAAUUGGCUGCAGAGCUCCUACUGACGUAGUCCAUGUUUUUUUUUUCUUCUUGUUCUUCUUCUUUUUUCUUUUUCCCUUUCCUUAGCUCACCAAACAUGUCACUGAAACUGCUGUGAUGCAAAUCAAAUGACAGACUUAAAAUUUUAUACUGAUUUUGGGUAUAAUAAAGGACAGCUAGCCAGUUGUGUUAUGCUACAAAAUGUGCUGCUGUUUCUUGCUUUGGAUACAGAUUGUCAUCUUUAACUCUGUGCAGAUGUAACUGAAUCUACAGGCAAAUUAAGCAAUAAGCAAUUUAACUGUAUUAAAUAGAUGGAGACAAUAUAUGCUAUGUUGUGUGAAAUUGAAUGUGGUUGGCUCAGAACAUUGAUACCUACAACAUAUUAUUGAAAAACAAUAGAAUUACUGUAAAGUAAAUACAGUUUAGUGGUAACAGUAACACAAACUGAAAGGGAGACUGGGAGAUUGCUUGCAUAAAUGGUUUAAAUGCAUUAGAUCUGUUCCAUAUAACAAUGUGAUCCAUUCUCACCUCAGGAUAAAUGAAGACUGCAGAUUAUUUUUGUAAAAGUGGCUCAAGAUUUACAUACAU